AUGCGUGUCCUUUUGUUCCGGAGAAGAGAGACAGAGGGAGGAAGCGCGUGCGUGUCAAGGCAGUCGUGCAUUCCUGCUGAGUUGCCUUGGCUCGCUGAUUCCGACAUGGCGACUGACUUUUUUCCAGCUACCGUGUCACUCACGGCCUCCUGCUCUGCUCUCCGCUUCCUUCACCUCACCUUGUCACCAUCCACCUUCACCUCAGCAGGCUCCUGUAGAGAAGACGACGACGGCGACGGCGUCCCUACAUCCACUGUCUCGUUCAUCUCUUCUCGUCUUCGUCGUCCUUCUCUCCACCCUGACUCCGCACCGCAUCCCGUUCGCAUAACGUCUCCUACUCCAACAGCAUCACGCGUCUCUUCAAUCUGGAUAGACGCACAUCCCACUCAACGCAGCGCAUCUCAUCUCGUCUUAUCCCGUGACGACCGACAUCCCAACGGCCAAGCGCGACCGCUUCAUAAACCCUCGAUCAUCGAUCGCGCGAACGCUCCCACCGCCUUCACAAAGCAGCCACACCUCUGUGAGGUUCCGACUGCUCUUUUCUUUUGCUGGUCAAACACAGGCAUCGAUCGUCACGAGCCCACCUUCUCCUCUGCAGCUGCUGGCAGCUUCGACACGUUUCUCCCCUUUCCCCUCUACAGUUUUCCACCUUCCAUGCCCAACUCCAUCACCCGACGACGAAGCACACGCAACCCCAGCAUCGACUUUGUCAUCGCAUCACCGUCUUCGUUGACCUUUCACUCGACAGCAAUGACCGCAGACACACCUCGCGACCGCGGGGAUCAGAUCCUCUCUGCCAAGAAGAAGCUCAAGAGUUACCGCGCAAAGCAGGCUCUCAUGGCUCAGAAGCGCUCCUCGGCUUCCCUUUCGCACUCGAGGUCAGCGUCUGGCGUCCGCAUCAGCGACACGCCUCCGGCUACAGCCGUCGCAGAGGCACUCUCCAACGAGAUUGUCUCUCAAGCUUCCACCUCGGCAGCUUCCAUCGGCAACACGGUCUCACCACACACCCGCACACCGUCUCGAUCCGGCCACGCGCGAGGACACUCGCGUGCUGGUUCCAUCUCCAUCACGCCCAACGCCCUCUUCUCGCAGGCUCAAGCGAUCGCUUCCGUCCCUGCUCCUCUCACGGCAUCGGCGCUGGGUCGACCUGCUUCCAUCGUGGCCCCUAGCGCUGCUGCUCACACCCGCACUCAUUCGCGUUCGCAUUCCCGAAGCUAUUCCCGCUCUCGCCCAGUCAGCAUCUCGUUGCUCGGCGCAAAGAAGGAGGAGCCCGUUGUUGUAGCCAUCGAGCAUCCCGCCGAGUCAGAGACGCCCAUCGACAUGGAUGGACAGCGUCGAUCGCAACAGUUCCUCGACUCUUCGUCGCUAUUUGGAGGGCCAGUCACGCCCGUGGGUCUGCGACCUAGCUCCACUGCAUCUUCCAAGCGCUUGAGCAAUGUCUCUCCUUCAUCUGCGCUCUUCCCUCAAAGCAAUACUUCCGCAUUGUCGCCUUCGCCUUCAACUCCAGCUGCGCGUCAUUCCAGGCGUCUCAGCCGUCACGCCCGCACGCCAAGUGUAUCGACAAAGCGCGAGAGUAUGGAGAUCAUGGGCGGUCUCGGCGCUGGUCUUGGUCUCGAUAUGACCAACACGGCCUCGGAUCUGCACUCCGCCGGUGCGGCGAGGCGUCGCAGCUCGCGCAUGUCAAACCUUCCAUCGGCUAGUGUGCUUUUUGGAUCGUCCGAUCCUGCCUCGCUCACCACAAACAGAGGCAGCAGCAGCAGCAACAUCAACAACAAUCUGAACAGGAGCAGCAGCCGCAUGAGCGGCCAGCAGUGGGACUGGAGGAAAGCCAUCGCAGAUGCUGCCGAUCAAGCCGAGGAGAGCAGCCAAGAUCGUCUCACUGCUCUCGAGAAGCUCGAGGGUCGUGCAUCCGCCGCUCACAUCGCUAAAGCAGAUCGUCCAUCUUCUGCCAUUGUCGCCGCAUCGCGCGCUUCCCGUCGUCUUUCUGGCCACACCAGGACCGAGAGCAUUCAAAUCCCCAACUUGGACGAGAUCCACCAGAACGAGCUCAACGAGCGGAGAGCGAGCUGGACCCUGCAGGCAUCCGACGGCAACACCAACACUCUUGCCUCUGCCUCCACUCCCAUGUCCGCUCCCGCCACUUCGACUCGUCGCGAAUCCUGGGGCCGUGGCCUCGUGGCACCCUCGCCGUCGUCGCUGCUCUCUGCCGGCUUCUCGUCCCCUGCACUGCCCAGCACGUACUUGUCCAGCCCGGGUCGACCAGAGUCCAUGAUUGUGUGUGCCGAGUCACCACAUCCAGAAGGUCUUGGAACCCUCAUGGAGGAGGAAGAGGAGGAGGAUGUUACGUCACCCACACGCGAGCGCCCGAGCCUCGACAUGGCGCCGCUGCUCGGGAAUGCGAACGCCGACGACGAGCUUCGCAAACAGCGACGCGAAGCUCAGGACGAGACGGCAAAGCGCAAUCGUCGCGCCAGUUUGGCACCCAAGCCUCUCAAGCUCAAAUCCCGUCCGCCCAGUCUUUACCUGACGCCUUUGCAGAGAAAUGGUCUCGUCAGCAGCCCGUCCAUGCCCAACUUCCCGACCUCUCCCCAAUUCGCUCCUUCCAUUGCCGACGAGACGACGCCAAGAGCAUCUGCUGCCGCGCUUCCGGAAGCCGCGGAGGAUGACGAAAGCCAGAUACUCGAGAUGUCGAAGGACUCGGACGUCUCUACCACCCUUCCUAGUCGAAGCACCACCUGUCCCGACUUGUCUUCUCUUGCUAUCGUUUCGGAAGACCAAGUCGCAGCGCCGGUGUCCGAUGAUUCGCCUGGGUCAACAGAACAGAGCCGAACCAGCAACGACGCAGAUAGCCCGGUCGAGGCUGACCUUUCCGCCGAGCAGAUGGCCACGCAGGAGCAGCGACAGCUCGAGGAGCUGCAACAGCAGAUCCUACGUGCUCAUCGCCACUCUAUGAUUGCUUCAGCUUCGGCCACUCCUUCGUCAAACGAGGCGACUUCCGCUUCCUCUGGAAGCACCGCAUCGGCACGUCAAGGAAUGCGAGCGCUGCGUCUCGGCAGCCAGGCAAACCUCUCUUCGAUCAUGGAAGCUUCGUCCGCAACCAGCCCCGCCUCUGCAGGUGUCGCGUCUGGAGCCGUCGCUGCCACCGCCACAACCGCAGCACAGCGUCGUCGUAGUCUCAUCAUGGGCCCCGCUUCUGCCGCGCCAGUUUCCAACUCGUCUUCCCGUGACAACGACUUUGUCCCUUCGUUUGGCAGCUCCGCCGCCUCCAGCCGCGCCGCAAGACGAUCCUCGAUCAUCUACAAACCCUCGACCGCUUCCGUUCCUGAAGCGCAGUCGCCGCACUCGGCAUCCGACUCGAUCGUCGGCCUCGGUGGUGUGCCGCUUGCAGUUCACGACGAGCUCAAGGCCAAGGCGAACCGCGAUGCCGCACUUCUGGAGUCUACCAAGAAACAGGUUGAGAUGCUCGAGCGUGAGCUGGCCCACGAGACUGCGCGAAGCGCCAGAGAAAAGGCGGAGCUGGAACAGUGGAACAUGGACAAGGAAGAGCACCUCUUUGACCGUGCACAACGCGCAGAGACAGCAGCACGUCAAGCCGAAGAUGCCGUCGCUGCGAUGCGCGUCGAGCUAGACCAGGCCAAGGAGCAUUCGGAGGAUCUGCAAGCCGAGCGCGAGGUACUCCAAGACGAUAUCGAGGGUUGGCGUUCGCGCUGCCAAGACCUCGAAAAGACGCUGCGCACCGAAAGGGCUAGGUCGGACGAGAACCGCAAGCUUCGCGCUGCUGCUCGACUGCGCAUCAAGCAGCUCACCGAUUUUAUCGAGCAGAGCAGCGGCAGUGUGCCCACUGACGAGCUCGGCGUCCUCGCAGCCUUGGAGAUGCCCCAGCUUGACCUCGCGGCUGCGCUCAAGAGCCCAGGUCUGGGAGCUCUGAGCCCGAAUCCCAACGCUACGCCGAAGCUUUCGCCGACCAUCGGAGGCGAUGAAGUGCCGCCUCAGAUCACCAAGCUACUUGGUGAUAUGCGCCAGCAGAUCUUCAACCUGGCUGGCAGUCUCGAGCACGAGCGCAAGCAGCACUUGCACGCCAAGGAGGAGGUGGCGCGAUUGCAGCGAGAGACCGAAGAGCAACAGCAGUCGGCUGUGCGAGACGAGCUCGAGGCAGAAGGCAACCAGGAGGAGGCAUCGACUUCGGCUGAAGGCGCUGAUGCUGCCGCCGCCGAUCGCAGCUUCCCUUCUCCUGACGAGAGCCGCGACCUGUCGACUUCUGGAUCAUUCAGCUCCGUGCGACGAUCGAGUGGCAUGCUUGGCAAGAACAAGCGUCACGUAUUCGCCUACGACUCGAGCAUGGGUAGCUUCGGUCAGUCGCAGAGCAGCGCUUCGCUCUCCAUGAUGACGAUGACGGACGACACGAUUCAUACGGACAAUGAGUCGGACAUGGGGGACUCUUUCUCCGCAAAGCUGCCUUCAUCCGAGAGCGACCUGAUCGGGCUCGGCAUGGGCAGCCUGCAAACGUUGGACGAGAUCGAGGAGGUGUCCGAGUUGUCGGAGAGCGUCGCCGACAGCAACGGCACGCUAAGUGCAGCUGUAGCGACCAGCCCGGCGUGGGUCGACAUCGAGGCUGGCGCUGGCGAAGCCGAAGUUGAUGCCGCACGACCGAGUCUCGAUGUGAGCGAAUCGAGCUUCGACGCACACUUCCAGGACGCCGAGAAUGCCCCGCCCACGCCAGACCUCUACCGCUCGACCGAGCCCGCCUUCGUCCACGCCACCGAACGCUUUGUGAAGAGCAACGUGGCCGACUCGACGGAGCACAGCACCAACGCUUCUUCUUCUUCCAGUUCCGGAGAAAGUCACGCAGCACCUCCGACCCCACCACAGCAUGCCGCUCGCCUCGGCGAUGCUCCUGUCGAAGCCGACUUUGUGAUGCGCACACCAUCUCCUCGACCCGAGUUCCACCGCGAGUGGAGCUUCGAGUGGGGCAAGUCGCGCUCGCGCAAGGUUCCCAGCACCCAGCACACGGUCGAGGACUUUUUCGGCAUUCUCUCCGAGGAUCGCCUGCCCCCCUUGAGCACCUCGGAGGAGGCCAUGGAUCUUCCUCCUAUCACGCUCUCUUCCAACGGCACACUGUUGCCCACGGCGCGUCUGAACAAGGACGGCAAGCCCGUCUUUGCCGGCGCAGCCACGUCGCGAUCCGCGAGCAUCUUUGGCGGCAAACGACCGCCCGUUGCUCGAUCCGCCUACUUGCGCGAGAGCUUCGAUUCCACUUCGAACGCCAACCUCGCCCAUCACCAGCAUGCCCAGUCUGGCGGCAUAAUUGCAGGCUACGGACAUGAGUCGCAGUCCUCGUCCGCGUCGAGCCUGGUCGCCUCGAUCGGCUCGCGCGCGCUGAGCAGGAUGAGCCUGCAGCACCUUACCGGCGCAUUCUCGGGUCUCAGCGGAUACCUCACCAAUCAGAGCGGUGCGGCUGUGACGGCUGCCAAGAUGUGCAACGCCGCUGGGAUGGAGGAGGGCAACAGUGGGCUGAACUGGGCCGCUGCACAGCGACGCACCCUUGACGAGGAAGACGAGGACGCGUUUGACGCCAAGAAUCUUCGCUUCGACAUUGAGUCGAGCGGUGGCGGAGCGGGCAGGAUCGGAAAGUAUGAUAGGGGUUCGGCGGGUAAGCAGCAGCUGUCUUGGGUGUCGGAGUCGACCAUGACGAAGCAGCAGCAGCAGCAACAAGCGUCGUCGUCGGCCAAGCGCUAUGUCAGAAAGUCGGCCGUCGCCGUACCCAAAGCUACGCCGGUUUGGUUGUUGGAUUUCUCGACGAGCACGGCUGUUGGUACCGGACCGACCAUUGUGUAUCUCAAGAUGAGCGCGUUCCCAAUGAUGCGUGUUGUACCACAGGCGUGUCGGGCUGCUUCGAUGGCCGAGUCUCGCGUUGGACUCAACAUGCGACUUCCACAACAAGUGCGUAGCUACUACGGCAAGCGUAUCGAUCCACGCGCCCAGUUCCAGGCUGCCUCUCGCACCACGCGUCCGCGCAUCUUCACCGCAUCCGCUCCCGCCUCUUCCUCCACCGUUCGUAUGGCACUUCUCCUCGGCUCUGGCGGUCUACUCUUCGCUACCGGCCUCAACUCGUUCACCUCUGCACCCCUCCACCUCGACUCGGCUCGACCCUACGCCUCCUCCCCUCCCAUCACCUCUCCCACCCCUCCCACUAACACCACCACAGAAGAACCCGAAAGCAUCGUCAACAUCUACCAACUUUCCUUCGGAACCGUCUGCGGCAUCUGCGCAGGCGUGUUCAUCAAGAAGGGCCUCAAGUUCUUUGCCUUCCUCUUCGGAGGCUGCUACAUCCUGUUGCAGUACAUGAGCAGCCAGUCUCUGAUCAAGGUCAACUGGUCCGCCAUCAAUUCCAAGUACGACAGACUCGUAGGCAGCGCUGCUGGUGGGAAUGGAGCCCAACAGAGUGUCAAGGGUUACGGUGGAAGCACCGCUCAGAGGAUUUGGAACAGGACGACCAACUUUCUGGUCGCCGACUUUCAGCCUAGAGCGACGUUCAUGGCUGGCUUGUUGCUCGGGUUGCGUCUCGGAUGA
This is a messenger RNA of Pseudozyma hubeiensis SY62, 6570 nucleotides long. RefSeq lists its product as hypothetical. The coding region runs from base 1 to 6570 and encodes 2189 amino acids. Gene Ontology annotation, biological process: autophagy of mitochondrion. Lineage: Eukaryota; Fungi; Basidiomycota; Ustilaginomycetes; Ustilaginales; Ustilaginaceae. The record is from RefSeq and is a predicted model, not a curated record. Gene Ontology annotation, cellular component: mitochondrial outer membrane. The transcript is spliced from 3 exons.